CGUAUGAGAGUUUGUAUUCCGAGAGAGAGAGAGCAAGAAAAAAAAGAAAGAAAGAAAAAUUCCCACAAUGGCUGGCAAUGCAACGGCUAGUAGCUUGAAUUGCCAUGUGAAGCAAGGGCCUCUCUUAGAGCCCCUUGCGAUUAUCGGGAUAGGAGGAACACUAGCCGUUGGUCUCAUCUUUACCUUGAUUAUGUCCUUUCUUUGGUGGAAGAUGAAGAACCAACCAGAACCGGAAGAACACAAUGCGGAGCUUCCUCAUGAUCAUCAGCCGCAUGCUCCUAUGCCGGAACUACCACAAAGAGAAUUCCAUGCCGAUGAAGCCGCCACGGACUGCCCUGUCUGCCUUGAGGAGUUUGUUGAGGGUGAGAGCCUUGUUGAGCUUCCUACAUGUCUUCAUGCUUUCCAUCCUGCAUGUAUUGAGACAUGGUUGACUCGGAACCAUGCUUCUUGUCCUGUUUGUAGACUCCACAUAGAGCUUCAAGUUGACAAUGUUGUCUAAUUGGGCUGUUAGUCUAGCAAAAAUAAUAUGUGAUUUUAUGUGUGUAUUUAUAUUUAUAUAUAAUGUUGUUUAGAAUGAUUUGGCCUUUGUAUAUAUUACAAUUGAUCAAGUCCAAAAUUAUGAUAAUGGAAUAAACAAGAAUCA
This is a messenger RNA of Quercus robur (English oak), 643 nucleotides long. RefSeq lists its product as uncharacterized. The coding region runs from base 68 to 499 and encodes 143 amino acids. NCBI's taxonomy places the organism in Eukaryota, Viridiplantae, Streptophyta, Magnoliopsida, Fagales, Fagaceae. The record is from RefSeq and is a predicted model, not a curated record. The transcript has a single exon.